AUGGCCACUCCUGCUGGUGCUGAUUCUGAUACAACUGCUCUCCGUGAUCACUUGAAAAGCUCAUUCCAGCGUGCAAACGAUGGCAAAGUGCCAGUCCUGACUCAUUUGAAUGCCGAUACAUCUUGGCUGUUGUCCCUCGCGUAUCCCGAUCAAGUCUCUCCACCAAAUGGUCGUUCGCGCUACAACAUCUUAAUCGAUCCCUGGCUGGACGGGCCACAAGAAGAUGUUGCUUCGUGGUUCUCCAAGCAGUGGCACCUGGUGCAGAGCAGUGUGCGGACUAUCGACGGGCUCAAUGCCAUCCUUUGCGAUGCUGAGGGCUUGGAAUCGCAGACCGCCGCUGAAGCAGGGAGGAAUGGCUGUUCUUUUAUCGAUGCUAUAGUCAUCUCCCAUGAAUUUACAGACCACUGUCAUCAGGCAACGCUGCGCGAAGUCGACCGCACGGUGCCAGUCAUUGCGACCACGAAAGCAGCCCAAUUGAUCAGAACAUGGGAUCAUUUUGACACGGUUAUCGAGAUGCCGAACUUCACAGCGGACACCAACUGGCAAAAAACCAGCAUUCCUCCUCUACCCUCCUGGAUUGGCAUAAGUCGACUGGUCACCAACUCUGACGCUCUCUAUUAUCAUUCAGCAGUAAUGCUCUGCGCGCGGCGGCCUAACUGUGCGACAGAGGCUGUGGAUGCCUUGAUAUACACUCCUCAUGGCGUGGAAGCCUCGACCCUGUCUGUGGUUGCUACAGCGUCGCCCCCAGUGGAAGUUUUGGCAUUGUUGCAUGGCCUUCAUGACGUCUCCAUCAAGUGGAGCAAACAGCUUAAUUUGGGAGCAAUCAACGCAGUGAAGGCACAAAAGACCCUGCAUGCAAAGUACUGGAUUGGUACACACGACGAAGAGAAGGGAGGCUCAGGGCUGAUUGCUUUUCUGCUUCAGCGGAAGAUCCUGACAGUUCGGGAAGCGAUUGCCCAAGUCCAGGCUGCAGAGAAGGAGAAGUCUGAGCACGCUUCUGGCAGGAUAGAAGACCUGACUUGUGUGGAGCUGAAAAACGGAGAGAGUAUGGUGUUAGGCUAG
Cladophialophora yegresii CBS 114405 is the source of this 1062-nucleotide messenger RNA. RefSeq lists its product as uncharacterized. The record is from RefSeq and is a predicted model, not a curated record. The coding region runs from base 1 to 1062 and encodes 353 amino acids. Lineage: Eukaryota; Fungi; Ascomycota; Eurotiomycetes; Chaetothyriales; Herpotrichiellaceae. The transcript has a single exon.